AUGUCUUCUACCAUACCGGACGACAUAUCCUCCAGAUGCGCCAUCGUCGUAGGAUCAGGCCUGGCAGGGCUCAGUGCUGCUUCACAACUAGUCAAGCAUAAUGUUACGGUCCGCGUCCUCGAGCGUGCAGCGAAACCUGGAGGCAAUAGCAUCAAGGCAUCAUCUGGCAUUAACGGCGCGCCAACGGAAUACCAACCAAGCCCGGAACCGGAAGAUGCGUUCUACACGGACACAGUGACAUCAGCCGGCCUGCGAAUGUCACUGUUUACUGUUGAAAGACAGAAGCUUAUCAAGACAUUGACAAAUUCCUCUGCAGGCGCGAUUCAUUGGCUUGUGGAGGAGAAAACCGUUGACCUCAGCAAGGUCGCACAACUGGGUGGACACUCAUACGCCAGGACUCACAGGGGGGGCGGGGCACCUCCAGGAUUCGUAAUCAUUAGCACGUUGCUGAAGGGCCUCAAAGAGUCUCCUCUCUUCCACCUACAGACUUCGUGCACCGUCACGAAAGUGAUGUUGAGCAGGGAGCGGGUAAUAGGUGUGGAGUACAUCGAUGCAAACGGUAACUGUGAAGAACUGCACGGCCCUGUGAUUUUCGCAUCAGGAGGAUUUGGGGGCGAUGCUGAAGGUCUCCUUGCUCAGUACAGACCAGACCUCUCAGGCUACCCAUCGACGAACGAUCCACGACCCGGGACGCAGCCAUUGCUUACAGAAGUAGGGGCUCAGCUCGUCGAUAUGGAUUCUGUACAAGUGCAUCCAACGGGCUUCGUUGAUCCCGCAGAUCCCGCCUCGCCGCUCAAAUUCCUGGCCGCCGAGGUACUCAGAGGCGAAGGUGGCAUUCUCUUGCUCGACAGCAAGCGCUUCACCAACGAGAUAGAUACCAGAGAGAAUGUCGCCAACGCUAUUACCUCGACGACUCCGACAUCUGAGUCGCCGCGUCAGUGGGAGGUGCAACUCAUUCUGGACGAGGCGACGUAUGAUGCUGCGAGGUCACAUGUUGACUUCUAUAUUUUCAAGGGUCUUAUGCGCAAGACGACCGUUUCUGAGCUUGGUUCUGAGGCGCUCGAUAGCAUUGGAUUGUAUGCUUCCACAGUCGCACAGAAGACCAACGACCAGUUCGGCCGUGUGUUCUUCGGCAACUGGGCAUUGAAGGAUCCUACAACCGAGUCUGUGGUUUUUGUUGGUACAGUCACCCCCAUCGUUCAUUACACUAUGGGUGGUGUUCUCAUCAACGAGAAGACUGAGGUCUUGACAAAGGAUGUCAAGCGCGUUGAGGGAGUUUGGGGUGCGGGUGAGAUCACUGGAGGAAUACACGGCGGCAAUAGGUUGGGAGGCUCGUCGUUACUUGAGUGUGUCGUGUUUGGAAGGGUUGCUGGUGAUCAGUGCGCGGGGUAUCUAAGCAGUCACAGAUGA
Molecule: messenger RNA, 1410 nt
Organism: Didymella exigua CBS 183.55
Lineage: Eukaryota; Fungi; Ascomycota; Dothideomycetes; Pleosporales; Didymellaceae
Product: Flavocytochrome c
Exons: 1
Coding region: 1-1410 (469 amino acids)
Molecular function (GO): FMN binding; oxidoreductase activity
Source: RefSeq, a predicted model, not a curated record